AUGAGUAUUUUAGUGAGAGUUGAAGGAGCUUCUAAGGAUUUAAAGAUUAUGUAUCCAGAACCAGAAGAGAUUCAAUUAAACUUCUGUACUUUAAUAGAUUUAGAAUUUACAAGUUUUUCAAAUAAAGCAGAAAUGAUAGUUCAAUUUAAGUUAAAUGAAGUAUUUGCCCUUAAAAUUCAAACCUAAGAAGUGUUACUUUAAUUAGAUUCAAUAAAGAAGCGAUUUAUGCUUCAAUGUUUAAUAUAUCCUGGAGAACAUAUAGUUUGGGUGUCAUGCAUGAAUAAUUUUGUAGUGACAGAAAAAUCAUUAGAUCAUAUAUUGAUGGGUAAAAAACCUUAAUUAGAAACAAUAACAGAAGAGGAUGAUACAGUCAGUCCUUUAAAAAGAAAGUCUGGAAAAGAAAAUAAAUAAAAAUAAAGUCAUUCUAAAAAAAUAUCUCCUUCUAAAACAAAAAGUCCUAAAAAAAAGGAUCUAUCUACAAGUACAAGUAAAUUAUGAUAUAUAGAAAGGACAAAGAGGAGUACUCUACAUUGGUCGUAAUCCUUGGUUUAAACUCCAAAAUCUCCUUUAAAAGGAGACUAUGUUGAUGCCUUACUUGCUUAAUUGAUUUAAUAAAAUAGUCGAAAAAAUAAAUCAAGAAAGAGAAGACCAUCUACAUCUUAUCCUUUAAGACCUAAAAUUGAUAGUGAAGGAAUGAUUGAUAGAUAAUGGUUGGAAGAAGAAAUGAUAAAUGAAGAUUUGUGA
Messenger RNA from Paramecium sonneborni, 744 nucleotides. The record is from the annotation of a GenBank genome assembly. Lineage: Eukaryota; Ciliophora; Oligohymenophorea; Peniculida; Parameciidae.